AUGAGCGGAGGUGGGAGGUUGUCUGAGUCUAAUCCAGAAUGUAUCGCUGUGCCUCUGGCUUUUACCCAAGUCCGCAUCUACUUCGAGCUUGGCGUCAGCUCUGUGGACCACCAAGCCGCGGCGCAAGUAACGUGUAGCACGAGCCACGGAGCGCUCAGGAGGACGGUCAACGACGUGAUCCAAAUCUGGCUCCAUAGGCUGCAGCUUGUAAGCUCUCUCGCAACAUUCUUCGCGUCGACAGACGCGCUGCUUUUCACGCUGUCGUCAUUCGCAGCACACACGGGGUCGUCCGAGGAGAGCUGGACAGUGCCGGAUCGGCUCACGACGGCGAGUCUCGCAGGCGCGCUCAUCUUCCACGUCGGGUCGGCGAUCGUGGCAUUCAUCGGCUCCUUUGUGUUGUGUCGAUACGAACUACUCGCUGCAGAGGCGGUGUCCACGCUGCCCAGGGUCGAAUACGCAAACCAUUCGGGGCGCCAAUUCUCCACGUGGGGCGAAUCGACGCUCAAAGAAUGCCCUCUCCAUCGCUCGCCAACACCGGGCGCGGGUGCACCCAGAGCGGAAGACGUAUUUGAGCGCGUCUGGAUCCGCUGUUUGCGCCUCACUGCGCCUCGCGUCGCCGCACCCGCGCAGCCUCCGCACGUAGAGACAGGCUCGUUGUCUGCACAUCCUGCCAUGUCCACGUCGGGGAGCUGUGUCGGUAGCUUGGACCUUCCCGUGCAGCGACUAUCUCGCUGUCUCGAUUUGUCGGUGAUUAUGGCGUGCCUGGGGUUCGUCCUCGCCCUGCUAGGUAUUCUUGCAUAUGCGUGGUCAGCAGUGCCCAUAAGCAUCAGUAUUUUUGCGUCUGCAUGUGUCGGGAGCUGCUUUCUGCUUGCCGCUGUCGCUCUGUGGUGA
Messenger RNA from Fibroporia radiculosa, 891 nucleotides. RefSeq lists its product as uncharacterized. The coding region runs from base 1 to 891 and encodes 296 amino acids. NCBI's taxonomy places the organism in Eukaryota, Fungi, Basidiomycota, Agaricomycetes, Polyporales, Fibroporiaceae. The record is from RefSeq and is a predicted model, not a curated record. The transcript is spliced from 4 exons.